GUUGAUAUCCCCUAGACGGCGUUUCUUCCAGACAGAAGGAAAACAAUCUCAAGUGCGCACCUUACUUGCACACAAUUCCACGUAUUGGCGAUCUGAUAUGAUUUGAUCAGACAUAAUGUGCUGACAUUUUUUUUGCUGGUCUCGAGCUUAAUAGACUUAUUGGACGUCACUUUCACGACUAUUAGUAGUCAACGUUGACUUUGAACGAACUAAAUAAUGGGAAAGAAGACCAGCGACGAAGAUACCUCACUUGCAGAAGCGUUUAUACAUUUCCAAAUGCAAGUGAAAAGUAAGGAAAUUGAGGAAUUCAAGGAGGAUAUCGCACAGCUUGAGGGGGGAAAACAAAAACUUAUCGAACUGAGGGACCACUUGCGAGAGGAGCAGAAGGGCCACAUCACUGUGCUGCGUAAACAAGCCAAAGAGCAGGAGCGGAAACUCGAACAGAGAGGCGAGGUGAACAAGGAACAGGUUGAGGACGCUCUCCAUCAGAACCUGGAGUUGAGCCGUAAUAAAGAGAAGGAGCUUGCAGAAUUAAACCAGGGCCUGAAGUGUCUUGUGGAGCAGGUGCUGGCUUUGCAAGCUGAGAAGGAAAUAUGGCUGCAGUAUAAACAUGUGGGCAGACACAAAGAUAAAGAGCGGAUUGAUCACCUAAAGGAUGAACUUGCUGGAUUACAAAAGAACUUUGAGGAGAUGGCAGAAAAUAUUAAUCGAUCCUUAGAAGUGACAUUCAAUGAAAUUGAUAAGAAAAAAGUUCAGUUGAUGGAUGACAAAAAGCAGCUUGCCUCAGAGAGAGCAAUCAAGCUUCUCGACAAGAACACUCGUCAGGAGAUCAAAGAGAAUGUAUGGCUUAAGAAAGAGGUCGGUGUAUACAAAAUGGAAGUUUCUAUUAUGGAGGAAGCUGUACAGAAGCUAGAAGAAGAGAACUUGAAGCUCACAGGUGACCUGUUUACCCAGCGGUUGGAGGACCUACAAAUAUCCAGGAAUGUGUUUCUCACUCAAGCAGCUGGACUUGGACCAAGUGAUUCUCUCACACUUGAGGAGACCUUUAUGAAAAAGGACCCAACAGCAGUGCAGGUUCGUGGCCACAUGGCUGUUGUCCAGGCAGCAGUGGACGGUGCGGUGACCCAGGCGGAGAGCGGUGACCGAGGGUGCAGCGGCGGCUAUCCUGGAGCCAUGUCUAAAGAGGGCUGGCCACAGGACCUCGGGCCACUACUGUACGGCAGUCAGAUACACUUGAAAGAGACCAUGCACCUGGGCUCUCUGGAACAGAAACUGCUGAGUGUGGUGGGCCAGGCCAUGCCCCUGCACACGGCUUCGCCUGAUGCCCACUGCUCGGGCGGCAACGACUGGCCAGUCACUGUUCACAUCAUCCGGAACAGGUUCCAAUAGUUUCAGGCUCUCUAGCUGCACAAAUGAAAGGGUCUUUUAAACAUACAUUAUAAAAGCCCACACAUUUUAUUAGCUCCCACUUGACUGAUGAAAUUAUUGAGAAGCAAGUCUACACAUGACUAGCCAUGUAUAAUAAACAUCUGCAAGGGAAUGAU
This is a messenger RNA of Alosa sapidissima (American shad), 1544 nucleotides long. RefSeq names its product coiled-coil domain containing 83 (gene ccdc83). The transcript has 11 exons. The coding region runs from base 217 to 1389 and encodes 390 amino acids. The record is from RefSeq and is a predicted model, not a curated record. NCBI's taxonomy places the organism in Eukaryota, Metazoa, Chordata, Actinopteri, Clupeiformes, Clupeidae.